AUUGUAGCAAAAAUACAAGGGCCACACCUUAUCUUUCAUAUUCUGGAAAUCAAAUUACCAAAAUGUGUGCUUCAUCAUCAUUAAUCUCAAUUUCCAUAACCAAAUCUUGGACCUCGCAUUCUUCAUUUUGCAGCUCCAAAUCCCUUCACUUCCUAACACCCUUUUCCAUAAAUCCAAUUCCCAAAACCCACAAAUUAUCUUUCACUUUCAAACCCAAACUCAAUUUUUCCCCAAUCCUUGUUCAUUCCUCAAUCCAAGCACCCAGUUGCUCUCAGUCCCAUGAUUCGAGUCAAGUUGAUGAAACCCCGAAAUCAGAGCCACUAACAAUUGAAGAUGAAUUAGUAGAUACACAAGAAGAAGACGAUGAUGAUUUUGAUGAUGAUGAAGAAGCAGCCCAGACGGAAUCCCCGGAAGCCGGGAGGUUGUACAUCGGAAACUUGCCGUAUGCGAUAACUGCUUCUGAAUUGUCACAAGUGUUUGGUGAAGCUGGCAUUGUUAAUUCUGUUGAGAUUGUUUAUGAUAGAGUUACAGACAGGAGCAGGGGUUUUGCGUUUAUUACAAUGGCAAGUGUUCAGGAAGCUAAAGAAGCCAUUAGAAUGUUUAAUGGAUCUCAAAUUGGUGGCAGAACUGUCAAGGUAAACUUCCCAGAGGUGCCAAGAGGAGGUGAGAGGGAAGUGAUGGGUCCUAAGAUUAGAAGCAGUAACAGAGAGUUUAUUGAAAGCCCUUAUAAGAUAUAUGCGGGUAAUCUUAGCUGGAUAAUAACUUCAGAGAGGCUCAAGGACGCUUUUGCAGACCAGCCUGGUCUAUUGAGCGCAAAGGUCAUCUAUGAGAAACACUCGGGCAGGUCUAGGGGUUUUGGAUUUGUCACUUUUAAUUCCUCUGAGGCGGCAGAGUCUGCACUUGAUGCCAUGAAUGAAGUGGAGGUUGAGGGUCGCCCUCUGCGACUGAACUUGGCAGCAGGAAAAACAGAUACAUCUCGACCACCAAGAUCAGGAAGAAGUUCUGAGGUCAAUGUUGACGAGAGUGAGAUCCUUUCAAGCAUUAGCUCCUAAUUAGGCUAGAAGCUCUAGUUAGAAUUUUUUUUAUAUAUACAUAAAUGAGAACAAGCUUUGUGAAACCGGCUAUAUGAAUGUAUUUGGUAAUGUAUUUGAUAUGAUCCCA
Molecule: messenger RNA, 1161 nt
Organism: Erigeron canadensis
Lineage: Eukaryota; Viridiplantae; Streptophyta; Magnoliopsida; Asterales; Asteraceae
Product: 33 kDa ribonucleoprotein, chloroplastic
Exons: 4
Coding region: 63-1052 (329 amino acids)
Cellular component (GO): cytosol
Molecular function (GO): mRNA binding
Source: RefSeq, a predicted model, not a curated record